Molecule: messenger RNA, 6469 nt
Organism: Podarcis muralis (Common wall lizard)
Lineage: Eukaryota; Metazoa; Chordata; Lepidosauria; Squamata; Lacertidae
Source: RefSeq, a predicted model, not a curated record
GCUGAGCUUGCCUGCUUUCCUCAUCCAGGUUUCAGCCGACUGUUUCUGCAAAGGACUUCUCCCUCCCUUUCCUCCUCUUCGAGCCGGCAAGUCCCUCUCCACCGAUUCCACCCCGAUCUGCCGAAAAGAAUUGCGGUUCUGGCUGCUGUCCAAGUGAGAGGGGGACUGUGCCAGGCAAGCUGGGAGGAGGAGGACGACGAGGCAAAUGACAUGACUCAGAUGAGCUCUUCUAAUUAUAAAGCACAGCCGGGGGUGGGAUGGAGUAUUUAAAGGUGUCGGAAGGACAGGAAGACGGUUUCCUGAUGCCAGUUCUUCCUACACUUCAGCCAAGCAGGACACACACAGCAUGCUUCGGACUCGGGGUGAUAACUCUACGCCCCAGUUGAAAUGAGGAUUGCAGAAUAUGGCACCUGCUCUGGUAGAAGAACCUGACCAAAGAGAGGAUCCGAAUUCGCAUGUGGAGAAGCUGAGAUCCUCUGGCACGAUGACUUCUGAAUGCAAAGAAGUUGAAGUUGGAAGCACUGUUGUGAAUGGCCUGGUACUGGGCAGUAAUGGACAAGACAGAGCGAAUGAUGUCCCUUUAUGUUCACGCUCUGUUUCUGCUGUUAAAAUAAUUCCCGUGAAGAAAGUGAACAGUUCUCCUGGUCUAGUGUUGCCGACAGACUUGGAUCCUGCCAAAGUCUGUACUGGAAAGGGGGCUGUGACCCUCUGGGCGUCUCCAACCUAUGAGGAGAAUCGGAGCGUCAGUCCUACAAGUCAUUCACAAGACGUCCACCAAUCUGAAAGUGUAGAGCCAGGAACACCCGAAACAGAUGAUUGGAGGUUACCGCUUAGUGUCGACUCCAAUGGGGAUGCUCAGUCCUCUGCUCUGGCUGCCAAGGGCUACCGCAGUGUGCGGCCAAACCUCUCUGAGAGCAAACCACACGAUGCGACUUGCUCUGCCGCCACCACCCCAGCUCAGACAGAGGUUAUAGUAGUGCCAUUCCAACAGGUUUACCCCGACCGCGGGCGAGAAGGCAGCUCAAGCACACCUCCACCGUCUCUCCUGCCAUAUGGCCAAAGCUCUGCAUUCUCUGACAGCACGCCUGCUCCUGGCUUACUCCUGACCUUCCCGACAUUAGACGAUUUCAUUCCCCCUCACCUUCAGAAAGGUUCCCAACAUAACCAGCCGUCCUCUUCGUCGGGGAUCGUGCCCCACGUUCGCCCGAAACUGCCUUCACUGUCGCCACCACCACCUCCUCCUCCUCCUGUGCUGAUUCCUCCCGUCACGGAGGUCUCAGACAGUGUGUCGGAGCCCGAGAGCACAGGAAUGAUCUUGCGCACAGACCCCUGUCCUCUGCUCUAUGAAGCGCCCAGGUCCAGCAGUGGCACAGAGUGCUAUGGCUCCCUAACUCUCACCAGCAAACCCACCUCUGGGUACCCCUCCACCACCAUAGUCAACCCCACCAUCGUCCUUUUGCAGCACAACAGAGAACAACAAAAAAGGCUUAGUAGCCUAUCAGAGCCAGCGAUAGAUGUGCCACUAGUGGAUAAAGUAGAUUAUAUGCCUGUCCAAGAAAAGAUGAGCCAAAGCAAGAAACAAGGAAUGGAGGAAAGGAAGAAAGUAAUUAAGAGUCCACAGUACAUGACCGAUUCCUCACCGGAUGACAUAGGCAUUCCAUUAAGGAACACGGACCGAUCAAAGGACUGGUACAAGACGAUGUUCAAGCAGAUUCACAGGCUGACAAAAGACCCUCCUGAAGAAAACCCUUAUUGCCCUACCUACAAAUUCCCCGAACUUCCUGAUAUCCAGCCCCAAACCAAAGAAGAAAAUCCUUAUUCUCCUACCUACCAGUUUCCUGUGUCUACUCCUAGCCCUAAAUCUGAAGAUGAAGAUUCCGAUUCCUGUGUGCCUCAGUACUCCUUUUACAAAGACACAAGAGCACAGACUUCAGUACCCCGUUCCAAGAGCGAGAACGACACUAUCGACAUGGAGAAAGUGGUCAAGAGAUCUGCCACUCUGCCCCUGCCAGCUCGUACCUCUUCUCUUAAACCGAGCACUGAAAGGAAUGAUUGGGAGCCUCCGGACAAGAAGGUGGACACAAGAAAAUACCGCGCUGAACCUAAAAGCAUUUAUGAAUAUCAGCCAGGAAGGUCCUCUGUUCUGAACAAUGAAAAAUUGACUCGGGAUAUAAGCCCAGAAGAGAUAGAUUUAAAGAAUGAGCCUUGGUAUAAAUUCUUUUCGGAAUUGGAGUUUGGGAAACCGCCAUUUGUUAACAUGCCUCCAAAAAAGAUUUGGGAUUAUACUCCGGGAGAUUGCUCUAUCCUUACUAGAGAGGAUAGAAAGACUGACCCAGAAAAAGACAUCUACCUCUAUCAGACUGAGUUAGAGGCAGAUAUAGAAAAAAUGGAGAAAAUGUAUAAAGAUAAGAAGCAGAUGAAGAGUACGACAGGCUCCUCUCCUCCGGAAACUUCCUCGGAUCAUUUGCCUCACUCGCCGUAUUCCCCCAGCUACCAUUCUGCAAAGAGAGAGUUUGAAACAGCUCUGGGAGAUGCCACCGGGCCGGAAAACGAAAGGCAAAUAUACAAAAGUGUUUUAGAAGGUGGCGAUAUCCCGCUGCAAGGGCUAAGCGGUCUCAAACGUCCCUCCAGCUCGGCUUCCACUAAAGUGGAUCGUAAAGGUGGGAAUGUUCAUACGAUUGCACCCUCUUCAGUUAAUAGCCGAACCCUUAACUCUAAUAAUGGUGGCCCAGUAGGUCGCCUAUGUAAACAUAAGAAACCCUUAUCUGCUGCAAAGGUCUGCAUUGCUGAAAUUCUUCCGUCCAAAUUCAAACCCAGGCUGGCUGCUCCACCUAUUUCUGGGCAGGACAGAAAGGAUCUCUUGCCUCACGAGAAAACGCAGAGCUGCGAAAACCUCCGCAGCUCUUUUGCCUCCUUUGAUAGCAGGAAGGAUUUUGAGAACUUGCUGAUGAAGUCCAAGCAAGAGUUUGCUGUCAAAUCCAUCAGUACGCAGAGCUUGCAAGAAUAUGGCUCUUCCAGCUCCAGGAAAGGCUCUCGGAAGAACGAGAAGGAGUUCACCAUGUUGUAUAAAGACAUGCACCAUAUCAACCGCUCCGGGAUCCAGCUGAGUAGCAUUUCGUCCUGCAGCGUGAAGGAAAUUGCAUCCCUGUUUGAGAAUGAGCCGAAGGACAAGAGGGAGCCCAACCCCAGUCGGGAGAACCUGGAGCAGAUCCCCAAGCACACGGUCUCCUCUCGCAUCACUGCCUUUGAGUUGCUGAUCCAGAGAUCCCUCUCCAUGCCUGCUCUCAACUUCUCCAGCUUCCAGGUCAAAUCUCCCGCUCCGAGCCUCUCUAACAGCUGCCUAGCUUCAGCUCGUUCGGCCGAAUACCUGUUGGAUUAUGCCAAGCCGGACCUGGGACCUGCCAACCUCGCCGAUACGUCCUCCUAUUCGUGCAGCAAUACGGAGGACGUGACCUCGGAAGUCAGUGACCUGGCGCCUGUGGAAACGCUCUCGGCUUGCACCGACGAGAUAGAUCUGUUCUCCAACGUAUCCAACGAUAGCGGCGGCGACAGCAUCACCAGUGGGCCCUCGAGAUACAAAGCUAACCAGUGCAAAGGAUCCUGCGCUGCUUCUUACACCAGGUUUACCACCAUUCGGAGGCACGAACAGCAACAGUCCGGCAGAGGGGAACCCCAAGAAGAUAAGCAGCUGCUUCCCAGAAACGUCUAUCUCAUGAGCCCUCUUCCCUUCAGACUGAGAAAACCCGUGCAGCACAGCUCCCGAAAGACUCCGCCUCUGCAGAUCCCGGGAGACCUGUUGGCGUCCAGUUGUGAGAUCCAGAAUAAUCUGGCUCGGUCGAGGGGGAGCCUGGUGGACAGGGUGGACAGCUCCCUCUUCCACGAGCUGUAUAUCCGACAGAAACCUCCGGCCCCCAAACGCCUCUCUUCCUAUGACGUCCUCAAAAGGUUUAGCCACUUCCUGGAUAUGGAAACAUGCCAAAAUAGCUCCCUAAUGGACAUCCCAGGUGCCUUUAAUAAUGGGGAUGUACCAUAUGCAUUAUACCACAACCUGGACACAAACAACAACCCUCACAGGACGUACUUUGGAGAUUCAGAAUCACCAAGGCAUUUUGCACCACUUGAUUACAUGGAGAGUCCUGAAGAAUUUUCCCGCAGGCGCCACAGUGAUAAAGAGAAACUUUUAGAGGACCAGAGACGGCUUAGACGUGAGCAAGAAGAGGCUGACAUUGCAGCUAGAAGGCACACAGGGGUCAUUCCUACGCACCAUCAAUUUAUCACUAAUGAGCGGUUUGGGGACCUCCUAAUUGUAGACGAUACCGCAAAAAGGAGAUCUGGGUCAGAGAUGAGAGCUGCCAGAGCGAAGUUUGACUUUAAAGCCCAGACACUCAAGGAGCUCCCACUGAAGAAAGGGGAUGUCGUUUACAUUUAUAAGCAAAUUGAUCAGAAUUGGUUUGAAGGCGAACACCAUGGCAGAGUUGGAAUUUUCCCACAAUCAUACAUAGAGCUACUCCCUCCCACAGAAAAAGCUCAGCCUAAGAAAACAUCACCGAUACAAGUCCUGGAAUACGGUGACGCUAUUGCCAAGUUCAAUUUCAAUGGUGACACUCAAGUGGAAAUGUCUUUCAGAAAGGGCGAGAGGAUCACACUGAUUCGGCAAGUGGACGAAAACUGGUAUGAAGGAAAAAUCCCCAGCACUCACCGCCAAGGCAUCUUCCCGGUCACAUACGUGGACAUUUUCAAGCAGCCGGUGCUGAAGAACACACUAGACUAUGGCAGCUUGUCGUUCUGCCACUCCCCAAACCGGAGUCUGACAACAUCCCCGCAGUCUGUCAACGCAAAACCAUUCUCUCCAUCUACUCUUCUGUCUCCCUCUGCAAUUUCUUCCUUUGCGGUUAGAACACAAGUACCUCCCAGACUCUCACGCACGGUCAACGUCCCACAGCUUUCUCAUCAUUCAUUGAGGCCAGGACCAGAUCUCACAGAAUCUGAAAAGAGCUAUGUGGAAACCGUUUGCAAUGAGAUCUUAAACAUUGCGGAAAAGUCCGUUCAUUACUGCAGCACAAUUUCUCAGCCUCUUGUCUCUUGCCACAAGGGGCCCCAUAGUGACAAUAAAUCAUCUUUCAUCAUUUCUCAGCAACCGCAAGUCCUGCCGCUGGGAACAAGUCUCGACAGGAACCACGCGCCACAAGAUAUGCUUAGCUACCAAGCAUUGUACAGCUAUGUCCCGCAGAAUGAAGAUGAGCUGGAGUUAAGAGAUGGAGAUAUCAUAGAUGUCAUGGAGAAGUGUGAUGACGGCUGGUUUGUUGGCACAUCCCGGAGAACACAACAGUUUGGUACUUUCCCAGGCAACUACGUGAAACUUGUAUCUUCAUAAAAGCCAUUGCUAGCCCGUUGGUGAUUUCACCAGGAGAGAGAGACAGACAGACAGACAAAGAGAAGGACCUGGGUUUGAAACUGUAAGGAAAAAAUGUUCAGAAAAGACUUAUUUCAUGAAUGUAGCUGACAAGCGAGGAGACGCGGAUGUGAAUGUGGUAAAAGUGUUGGACUUACUCGAAGCCCUUGCCUCCUUUAAAGGUUGACCAGAGCAAAGUACCGAGCCGCUUACAACGCUGCCUUUGUGUCUGCUUUUAUCCUUCAGGGGUGGCAAGAUAAGACUUCGCUUUCGUUCAGUAUUGAAUAUUGUUCUCCGCAGUGUGAAACUGGGGGAAAGCAAUGAGAUGGGAGUGUGAAAUAAUGUGAGCAGGGUGGGGAGGGGAAGAGGAACAUGAGAACAGUGAAUGCAUUUUGGUUGCAGAAUCUGUGACUGCAGUCCGGCUGGCAGGGGGUGAAGUUGAUGUCUCAUCCUGCUAAAAACCUCAUGCAGCUCUUGUUCCCUUCCUUUGGAAUGUGCACCUUAACACAUAUGAAGGGGAAAGGAAUUUACGGAGACCCAUUUUAUAUAGAAGGGCACAUUGCCAAGAUCGUCCUCCCAUUAUCUUUUAAUUCACUACACCAGAUUUAAGCAGGCUUUUCUGUGUUUCCUAUUCCCCCGUUUUAUUGAGGUUGCAAUCUUCUAUUUUGUUUUACUGGUCAGGCUGUCAGAAACCCACUUUUACUGCACUUAACUAAAACAGCAAGUAAGGCAGCGGUCUUGGCACUGUGCCUUGAGGCAGACGAAAAGAAUUGAGCCUGGAUCUUUGAUCGGUCAUUAAGAUUUGGCGUUACCGGCAGAUAAAAUGUUGCAUUCUAUUCUGCUUGACAUUAUCCAGCCACGUUCUAGGCAUUUUGACCCAGCUUUUCCACACAUAUCCUGAAAGUUCUGCCCACUGCAUGUUCUGGGCCAGAUCUACUCAGAAUGUCAUCUGCACAAGCUUCCUAAAGCUACAUUUCUGCCAGAGGCGCUUGUGCUGAAGCCAUUUCCAGUGGUUUGUGCCUUUGUGAGAAUUUAGUGCAUUCUUUUUGAGUGUGCUUUGGAGGAACACUGCGUUAA